CCCGUCGUCCUCGAGUUUUACAGCGACGACUGCCCGCGCUGCCGCGAGGCCGCGCGGCGGCUCUACGACGUCGAGGUCGCCCACGCGGGCGACGUCGACUGGGUCAUGGUCGACACGCAGAACGAGGCGAACCGGCCCCUCUGGGAGAAGCUCGGCGUCGACGAGAUCCCGCACUUUUCGUUCCUGGAC
Molecule: messenger RNA, 189 nt
Organism: Aureococcus anophagefferens
Lineage: Eukaryota; Pelagophyceae; Pelagomonadales; Pelagomonadaceae
Exons: 1
Biological process (GO): cytochrome b6f complex assembly
Cellular component (GO): chloroplast thylakoid membrane
Source: RefSeq, a predicted model, not a curated record